AUGGUGAGCCUGAGACUCACAAGAAAGGUGCGAAACAUCUUGUUGAUGCUGGUAUUAUCAGCAUUGGUGUUGGUUUGCCUGCUGCCUCGAGGCUUCUCCAGGCCGGCACAGAUACGAAGCGGAGCCACCACGCCUGAAAUCGCGCCACAUUCAUUGGAACGUGAAAGGGGAUCUACUCUCAAAUCUUUGGGAAACCAGGGUGCCCAAGACGACGUGGUUUUGAAAUCGCCUACUCGGGUAUCAGACACCGAAUCUAAGGCAAAGCAGCGGCCUUCAUCAGUGAAAGACGGCCAAAUGGCCAUGGUCACAAUCGAGGGAUUAUACCAGGACUCAGAAAACACACGUGAAAAUGCAACUUUCUUUUCGCUAGUGCGAAACUCCGAUAAGUUUGGACUUCUCAAGUCUAUAAGGUCUGUUGAGGAUAGAUUCAAUGGACGGUACCACUAUGAUUGGGUGUUCGCCAAUGACGAACCAUUCACGAAGGAGUUCAUCGAGACAGUUUCAAGCUUUUGCUCGGGUACUUCCAAAUUUGUGCAAAUACCGAAAGAAAUGUGGUCGAUGCCCAAGUUUAUUGACCAGAAAAAGGCAACGAAAACCAGAAGGGCCAUGCGCAGAAAGAGAGUGAAAUAUGGCUUUUCAGAAUCCUACAGACACAUGUGUCGCUUUAACUCAGGGUUCUUCUAUGAUCUGCCGGUGAUGAAGGACUAUAGAUACUAUUGGAGAGUGGAGCCCGAUGUGGACUACAGAUGCGAUAUCUUGUACGAUCCCUUCACCGUGCUGAGAGAGAACGAAAAAGUGUAUGGCUUUAACAUGGCUCCACUAGAACUGCACACCACAGUGGAGACACUAUGGGACCAGGUACUGAACUAUCAGGAAAAGUACCCCGACAAAGUCGCACCAGACAACAACAUGGCAUUUCUGUCUGACGAUGACGGCAAGUCUUUCAACAUGUGCCAUUUCUGGUCCAACUUUGAGAUUGCAGACUUGGAAUUUUUCAGAUCAGACAAAUAUAGACACUUCUUUGACUAUCUGGACCGUGCUGGUGGAAUAUACUACGAGAGAUGGGGGGAUGCCCCGAUUCAUACCAUGGCUGUCUCGUUGCUCUUGAGCAAGGACAAACUGCAGUUCUUCCCUUCAACAGGCUAUUUUCACGAGCCAAACCAGGAUUGUCCCCGUGCUUUUGAUGUUAGAGUGAAGGGCAGGUGUGAUUGUUCGGCGAAGGACGAAUUUACGUGGGGCCAUCGUAGUUGCAUUCCAAAGUUCUUUGACGUGCACGGCUUCGAGAGACCUCAUGGUAGUUCCAACUUGAAGUACACGCCGAUCCACAAGAGCGCAGAGUACAAAAAGGAGAGAGCUGCCGAGGAGGCUGCUGAAGCUGCUGCUGAAGCUGCUGCUGCUCUUUCGGAAGAGUCAGCAUCCACAGACGAGCAAUCAGAAGAGGGCGGAGAAGCAGAGGUAUCUCUUCAUUCGGAUAAUCAAAGCGAGGGAAAUGAUAAGAACGACGACACCCCUCAGAAUCAAGAAGACAGAUCCGAGGAACACCAAGCGUGA
Molecule: messenger RNA, 1551 nt
Organism: Kuraishia capsulata CBS 1993
Lineage: Eukaryota; Fungi; Ascomycota; Pichiomycetes; Pichiales; Pichiaceae
Exons: 1
Coding region: 1-1551 (516 amino acids)
Biological process (GO): protein N-linked glycosylation; cell wall mannoprotein biosynthetic process
Cellular component (GO): membrane; Golgi apparatus
Molecular function (GO): alpha-1,2-mannosyltransferase activity
Source: RefSeq, a predicted model, not a curated record